GCAGACGCGCGGUCAAGAAACUUGCUGAAUACUAAAAGUUGAUACAAAGGAUUUACAAAACGGGGAAAAAUUAAAAAUACCAAAGUCACUGGACAUAGAAGAGCGAAAGUGUAAAAAGCGUUUGAAUUUGUGUAUAAAAGCUCGCGAACAGCCUUUUUGUGAAAAUAAAAGUUUAAAAAAGUGACUUCUUGAAAUAAAAUUUAAAAAAAGUGUGCGAAGUUGAAGUAUAUGAACGCUUACCAACUGUCACUAAAAGGACUAACAGUUAUAUUGAGAAUUUUGGAGUGUUAAUCUUAAGCUUUGAAAUUGAAACUAUUUUCUUAAUAAUUUCGAAAAAAAAGUUGUAAUGGUUUUUGAAAAGUUGCUGAAAUGUUUGCUGUUAAUAACCGCCGUGUUGCUACCACCCGCUCAAGCUUUCUGGUGGGCGUCACCGACUGCGGCCCCCACAACACUUUCUGAUUGUUCCAGUGAAUCGCCGCGCGUGCUUAAAGAGAUACCGCUCACCUACUUCCGCAGCUACACUUACCAACCGAUCGCCGGCAAUCCUUUCGCCGCCUUCCCCUACUAUCAUCGCGCGGCGAGCGCUCUGCCGUCACCGCUGCUUGCGGGUCCUGCGCGUUACGAGCAUGGCACCUACCUGCAUGCCAGCGCAUAUCCAGUGAGCGUCGCAGUGCCGCAUCCGCAGCAGCAGCAACAGUCAAUGCUGCCGCAAAUGUAUCCGCUGCCACAGGCGGCUGUUUUGCACGCAAAGCCGUUGCCGAGUUCAACAACUACCACCAGUACUACCAGCACUGAGCCGCCUACGACCACCAGCACCACCACUACUACAAAAAUGACGACUACAACACCGCCACCACCCUCAACGACGACCGCGAGCAGCAGCACCAGCACGACAAGCGCGUCCAUCGCGCAGCUGAGUGAGUCGCAGCAACAGCCGCAAACUCAACCUCAACCGUACCCAUACCCAUACCCCACUUACAAUCGUCGUGCCUAUAUGGGUUACAAUCCGCACUCUUACCGCCCGGCCUAUCCGUAUCCGGACUAUACCGUUUACAAGACCGCGCCAGCGACGCGCUACAAUAGUCAGGGAGGGCAAAUUCAGUUUGUGCCCUGCAUGUGUCCGGUGAGUGUGGGCGCCUCGGGCCCCCUGCAGCACUCGGCUAUGUCGGUAGAGGGACGCACCACCAGCGACGAGGAAGAUGACUUAAUGAUGUUGGCGCGCGCUGAUGAACUGAAUUUGCCUGUGGAAUUGAGUGUGGUCACUGAGAGAGCAGCACAGGAAACGACUGAAUCGGUUAAGCCCCAAAGCGACACUGAAGUAACGGAGAAUUUGGCGUCAAAAACGUCGGAGGCUGCAGUUGAGCAAUUGAGUACGAAUAAGGUGGACGAGCAGUCACAUUAUGUUGUGGAACUGGGGAGCACUAGAGAGCAAAAUGGGGCGUAAAAAUAAAAGAUAUAGAAAUAAAUACAAUAUGUUGCAAAGGAGCUUACUGUUAAAA
Bactrocera latifrons is the source of this 1499-nucleotide messenger RNA. Its product is annotated as cell wall protein DAN4. Bases 347 to 1444 code for a protein of 365 amino acids. The transcript is spliced from 3 exons. NCBI's taxonomy places the organism in Eukaryota, Metazoa, Arthropoda, Insecta, Diptera, Tephritidae. The record is from RefSeq and is a predicted model, not a curated record.